AUGGACUGCGUUGCAACCGGGGGAAAUGUGAAAGCACUUGCAAAGGCUAUACACUCCCUGUCAAAGAUUGGAGAGGAGCUCUACCUCGAGCCUCAGGACAAUGGGCUGGCUCUGAGAUCGGUGAACUCGUCACGGUCAGCAUUUGCCUGUUUCCUGCUGUCGCCACUCUUCUUCCAGAGAUACCGAACUGACCCGGACCACAGCUUCCGCUGUAAAAUACCCAUCAAGAGUGUGCAGGCUGUUUUUAAAUCUAUCUCUUCUCUGGAGCGGUCGGUGGAGAAAUGUCACAUCCAGAUGAACAGUGAGAAGAAUCGUUUGACUGUCGCCCUUCACUGUAAACAUGGGCUGCUGAAGACACACAACUUGUCAUACCAAGACAGUGAGAGCCUGCAGGCAGUGUUUGAUAAGGAGAGCUGUGCUAACGUACUCCGGGCCCAACCCAGGCUGCUGGUGGAUGCGGUGCUGCAUUUCCCCCUGUCUCAGGAGGAGGUGACGGUGUCAGUGAAGUCAGAUCGAGUGUGGCUCAGGAACCGUGUGGAGGACGAUGCUGAUCCGUCUCGAGCGAUGAUGACUGAGCUAUGUUUGAGUGCUGAAGAGUUUGAUCAUUUUUCUAUUGGUGCUGAGACCAGUAUCACUUUCUGUCUCAAAGAACUCAGGGGGCUGCUGGUGUUUGCUGAGUCCUCUGGUCUGCCUAUCUCUGUGUUUUUUUCACAGCCUGGCAGUCCAGUUGUCCUAAAUGUGUCAGACAGCGUACUGGAGGUUAACUUUGUUCUGGCCACUUUGUCAGAGGGACUUUCAGCUUCAUGGACCAAGGCAACAAAAAACAGCAGUGCUAAAACGACCCCGCCCCCAGAUGAUUUCAUGAGCGAUGACAUGGACUCCUACCUUAUUGCCAUGGAAACCAGCGAACUUCCAGGGCCUUCUGUUGACCCACAACCUUGCACCAUAAACCACAGAAUGCAAUUGGGCAGUGAAAGUGAAGAGGAGGAAGAGGAACAGAUAGAUAGACCCCCCAAUAAAAAGUUCUGUUCAGUGUUUUUUGGGUCAGUUCUCCACAACUCUCAGCUGACCAAUCAAACAGUCCAACGUCAGCAAGUGCUGGCCAGUGACAGUGAGGAUGAACAAUAGGGAUGUUACCAAGAAGACCAUGAUUGACGUCUCUGUA
Messenger RNA from Chanos chanos (milkfish), 1165 nucleotides. RefSeq names its product RAD9 checkpoint clamp component A (gene rad9a). Gene Ontology annotation, biological process: cellular response to ionizing radiation; DNA repair; mitotic intra-S DNA damage checkpoint signaling. Gene Ontology annotation, cellular component: checkpoint clamp complex. NCBI's taxonomy places the organism in Eukaryota, Metazoa, Chordata, Actinopteri, Gonorynchiformes, Chanidae. The record is from RefSeq and is a predicted model, not a curated record.